This is a messenger RNA of Cercospora beticola, 1769 nucleotides long. RefSeq lists its product as uncharacterized. Gene Ontology annotation, molecular function: protein binding. The record is from RefSeq and is a predicted model, not a curated record. Lineage: Eukaryota; Fungi; Ascomycota; Dothideomycetes; Mycosphaerellales; Mycosphaerellaceae.
GCGACUUCGGCCCCGUGAGCAUUGGGAAAUCUACCCCGCGCCAUGCGGAGAUAGCGUGGCACCCCGGAGACACCGAACGACAUCCGAUCAGUGCCAUUCAUCAUGCAUCAGCAACGACGACGUAUGUAAGGUCUGCCAGCGCCAACGUACUCGUGGCUUGACAUCCUCACGCCCUCUUCUCUCCCUCCAUAGCAUUGUCAUCGACCCUGCCUCGAAAUCCGGCGAUGGCCUCGCUCCUCGAGCUCUCGCACGAGCUUCUCCAUUGCAUCUUCACUGAGAUCGAGCCAGCCGACCUCUCAUCCCUCUCACAGAGCUGUCGAGCAGUGCACAGCUACAUCAGCGGAAACAGACUGCUUCACAGAGACCUCUACGUGCGGCGAUAUGAUGAGCCAGAAGCCGGCAAGAACGAGCCAGAUUGGGAGGACUUGGUACACCGCCGGGUGAAGCUCGAGAAGCUCCUCGACACGGACGAUAGAGAUGUCAAACGGCAAAACCUCGAUUACAUUGCACGAGAGAUCAACAGCUUGGUAGAAUCAGCAGAUAAAGACCAGGAAGAGAGCAAGAAUGUUCAACUUCUGAGUGACAGCUUCAUGUCGACAGAUAACAUCGACACGCUUCUGUGCGGGUCAUCGCUCUUCGCGCCAGGGCGAGCUGGAGAUAGUGACCAGAUACAGGCAGAGACUCCAGAGCUUCGCCAAGCGAGUGCAAAGCUACAUUGUCUGUAUGGUGUUCCGGUGGACACUGUCCCUUCGCGCUCGUCCUUCUAUUCAAUGAUUCGACAUCACCGAGCAGGUCUAGCUUUGUCUCCAUCAUUGUGUACACGCUCACAAGUCAGCUCGCGGAGCACGCAUCAGUUCGCGCGCAGUAAAGUCUAUGAUCUGCGCGAGUACACAGACGAGACUCUUUGGGGACCCUUCAGAAAAGAUGGCUCCCAGCGGGUCGAUUGGGAAAAGGUCGAAGCUGUGAUGAUUGUGCUUGGGUUCAACCUCCGGCGAUUCACAGAUCGGAGCGACGGCAGAUUUCCAUUGAUCUGGAAACAUCCGUUUGUAGGUGCGACUCCAGGAUCGUACAAGUCCCCGCCGCGGAUCGCUCCGCCUGAGAAGAAGGACUUCGAUGAGGACGCAGGAGUAAUCCGAGACCUUGCGCUCAGCCUGGACGCAAUGGACCCAUAUGGCGUGACGGGCUCUUGGAUGCGGGUGGUCUGCUUUCUCGACUACAAUGACCUCUAUGCCUUCAAUUUCAGCGAGCGCAUACCCGAGGACCAAUUACGAGAGCCGAUCGAUACUGAAGAAGCUAUCAGACUGAUUCGCGUCAAGUUGCAAGUCACACGUAUCGACCCGCCCGGGAAUACUCGGCCACGAAGUAGCUCAGGAAAUUUCGAUGGCGAUGAGACAGAAGACGAAGAAGACGAGGGGCUUGACUGGAGCAAUUUCCAAGGAGAGAGGCUUCCCAUUGUGCAUUUCCGUGGCACUAGUAGGAGCCUCCACGCAAGCUGGGAUCCGAACGCUAAUAGUAGGAUCCGAGGAACCGUCCGCCAGACACCCGAGGGCGAGAUCCGAUGGACGACCUUCUCCAUAUUCCAUGGCGAGGAGCGCUGGAGAAGUGAAGGCAUUCAGGUGGGCGGAUUGAGAUCUGCGAGAGGGGUGCUCGGCAACUGGUUCGAUAAGGACUUCGAUAUGCACGGCCCUGCAGGGCCAACGGCAUUCUGGAAAGAAAGCGAUGAGCUCGAAGAAGAGAAGUCGUCCAGUAUGCCCAUGUCGUAUUUCUGA